This is a messenger RNA of Neocloeon triangulifer, 2880 nucleotides long. It is a transcript of the gene Wdr37, whose product is annotated as WD repeat-containing protein 37. Gene Ontology annotation, cellular component: preribosome, large subunit precursor. Gene Ontology annotation, molecular function: protein binding. Bases 208 to 1521 code for a protein of 437 amino acids. The record is from RefSeq and is a predicted model, not a curated record. The transcript is spliced from 8 exons. Lineage: Eukaryota; Metazoa; Arthropoda; Insecta; Ephemeroptera; Baetidae.
UCUCGCUCUUGUUAUUGUUUUGUGACUUUUGUGUCAGAGAAAUUUGCACCACUUUUUUCUAUCAAUCGGAAGGGAAUCUUUAUUACAUUUAGAAAGUAAUCAAGUUAUAAACUGCAGCUGACUUUCAAUGCAAUGCAAUGAUACUCUAGAGCAAAUCGACAUCGCUUGUAGAAAGGCUUAAAAAUUGCAUUCAUUUUUAAAGUCGCUAUGCAGGAGCCUCCAGCUUUACCGCCAGCGAUAAGGACCAAGCUGCACAGUUUGUUCAGCGAAAUCGAGAAAGAAUUUGAACUGCUCUACCUGGAAAACCUGCAAUUGCAAGGAAGAGCAUCAGGCUCUUGGGAUGCAGGUUCUUUGCAAGUGAGUGAAAAAGCCUCGGCCAUUGGGGACACAGCAGAGCUUGAUGGACUUCGGCAAAAGAAGCAAAAAGUGAGCCAACAAAGUUCCCUUCAGCGAGUCAAAGCUGCGACAAAGUUAAAGGCACAAACCAGCAAAAUAGUGUCAAGUUUCAAGGGUGCUCUGAUCACCACGUCCUUUGUCCGAGAGUUUCCUGGCCACAGAGAUGGUGUGUGGGAUGUUUCGUGUCCCCGAUCCGGCCAACCUUUUCUCGGCACUGCUUCAGCCGACCAUACUGCAGGUGUGUGGAACACAACCAGUGGUGCCUGCGUCCUCAAGUACACGGGUCACAGCGGGUCUGUCAACUCGAUUCGCUUUCAUCCUUCCAGGGACAUGGUUCUUACUGCAAGUGGUGACACAACUGCCCACAUUUGGCAGGCUGACAUGGGUCAUCAACCAUUAGUCGAGCCUGAUCCAGAAGACAAAGACAGUGUUGACGACAAGACUGAAGCACCUGCUCUGAGAACACCUCGGUUCGAGCUCAAGGGACAUACAAAUGUAGUCAUCGCUGCCGACUGGUUAUCGGCGGGCGACCAAGUCAUUACUGCGAGUUGGGAUAGAACUGCCAGCCUCUAUGAUGCCAACACCGGAGAGUCUUUGCAAUCUCUCACCGGUCACGACCAGGAACUUACUCACAUUCACGCUCAUCCCUCUCAACCACUGGUGGUGACCUCAUCUAAGGACUGCACGUUCCGUCUGUGGGACUUCCGUGAAAGUAUUCACUCAGUUUCUGUGUUCCAGGGACACACAGAGUCAGUUACAUGCGCCGUAUUCACCCACGAAGAUAAGGUGGUGUCCGGCAGUGACGACCGCACAGCCAAAGUAUGGGACCUUCGCAACAUGCGAUCUCCACUAGUUACAAUUAGGAAUGACUCAUCCGUCAACCGAGUUGCGGUUUCCUCAAGCGGCACAAUUGCAAUUCCUAGCGACAAUCGGCAGGUGCGCUUCUUUGACCUGGAGGGUCAGCGUUUGGGUCGGUUGGCGCGAUCAGGUAGGCAGGGGCAUCGACGCAUGGUUUGCUCAGUUGCUUGGGCCGACGAACCGGCCAUCAACUUCUACACGGCCGGUUUUGACAGAUUGGUGCUGGGCUGGUCGGUGCAGCCGUGCAAAGAUUUGGUCUCCCGAUAGUCAAACUUUGCAAACAAUAAAUCGGGGAAUGGUGCAAUUUUUGUAAAUUAUUAAAUCCCGUCGGUGUUUGUUGGUUUUCACAGGUCUGGCUGGUGUGAUUUGAUACUAUUGUGAAACGAGCAUUACAAGUCCAAUUUACGACAAGGAAUACAAUAAAAUUUGCAUUUCGCACUUAUUUUCUCUGAAAUGAAGCAACUCUCAAUAACUGGCUAAUAAAUCUCUUUUCUACACAAGUUAACACGCAAGCCUGCAACUUUUCACGCAAAUUUCAAGCCAUAAACUUAGACUUGCUUUCAAAUCGGUUAACGAGUGCAUUCUUAAUUCGAAUGAUUUAUCUCCGACUUAAAGUUAAUCGCAAGAACUUGCUCUUAUACAAUCAUUUCAUCGAUCAAUUGUAAAGAAAAAAAAUAGUUGCUCUGAUGAGAAAGCAGUCUGACAAGUUGUAGGUUGUACUUAUCUCUGCUAUUCUUCGGAGCAAUUGAAAUGCAAUUCACUGUCAGGGGUCUGCAUUCUUUCGUAUGGAUAAUUAAUAUUUACUCUGCUCAUUUGUCAACUUUUGGAAUUUCAAUUGCUUUCCUUCACCAGCCAGACUUCUUACGCUCACAAUUUAUUUGUUCCUAUAUCUCUGUUACCCGGCCUCACAUGUAUGUGUUCGGACAAGUUGAAUAAUAGUUGAAUGUUCGUUGAUGGAAGAUUUCGUGUUGAACUGUAGUUUAAAAAGUUGCAAAAAUAAUGUGCCAAUUUAAAAUCUUGGUUAUUUCAUCCAAAAAAAUUAUUCAAUGCUUACACCAUUACUUGUUCAGAUUGGGAUUUAGUGUAAUUGUUAUGCAAAUUUACUCUUGACUCUUCCGAGUGAGUAAAAGUUAAUAUAAAAAUCUUCUGCUAGGAAAAUCCUAUACUAUUUAAAAGCACCGUAAAAAUAAUUUAUCGCUAUAGAUGAAUAUACCAUAAGCAAUGGAUGUACUAUUACAUUGUUAAAAGUCACACCAGAGACUGCACUCAACUUUGUCGCCCCUCCUAAGGUCACACUUCUUGAAUAAUUCCGACUGAUAAUGUAUUCAUGCCACACAAUUAACUCUUAUCAAUAUUUGGAUAUUCCUGCACGGUUAAACUCGCAUGUCAGCUUCGGUCUCACUCUAGCGCAUAUAUUGUGAUAUCCCCAAAAAGACGUGCAAAAUCGAAAGUAAACUUAACACUGUUGAUGAUGUAUUUUAACACCUGUAUUAUUAAGUGUUAAUGGCAGCAAAGCUCAUAUUAUAAAAUUGUCACUCUGGUUGGCGUUAAAACUUUGCGUGCUGUCAAAAGAUAAAAGUAUUCAUUCAAUAAAUAUUGAGCCGAACAAAAGUGAACUCGUCAUUU